GCGGCGGAAGUGCUUCUCUGCUCCUGCCACUGGAUUAUGGAGACUGUGGCACUGUGAAUCCGGUGUGCCGAUUGCAGGGGCAGUGGCCAUGGAGGCCGUGCUUAACGACCUAGUAUCUGUGGAAGAUCUGAAGAAGUUUGAAAAGAAAUUUCAGUCUGAGCAGGCAGCAGGCUCGGUGUCCAAAAGCACGAAGUUUGAGUACGCCUGGUGCCUGGUGCGGAGCAAGUACAAUGAUGACAUCCGUAAAGGCAUCACACUGCUGGAGGAGCUGCUGCCUAAAGGGAGCAAAGAGGAACAACGAGAUUAUGUCUUCUACCUGGCUGUGGGGAACUACCGGCUCAAGGAAUAUGAAAAGGCUCUAAAGUACGUGCGAGGGCUGCUGCAAACAGAGCCCCAGAACAACCAGGCCAAGGAACUGGAACGGCUCAUUGACAAGGCCAUGAAGAAAGAUGGACUAGUAGGCAUGGCUAUCGUUGGUGGCAUGGCCCUGGGUGUGGCAGGACUGGCUGGGCUCAUCGGACUGGCUGUGUCCAAGUCCAAAUCCUGAAGGAAAACCGCACUUCUCUGCUCGGAACACCUGGGAGCCCGUGGGGGACACUUGAAGAAGGGCCUGUCCGUUCUUGCCGGCCCUUCCCUGUUCUUCACCUGCACCCUGUUAUUAUCCUGUAUGGCCUUCAACCUCCUCUCCCCUGAGACCUGUUGUUUAGCCCCAAGUCAUGUGCUUUGAGAUGAGUGUAAAUAAAAUUGGGCUCUGGCUUGGGAA
Molecule: messenger RNA, 763 nt
Organism: Castor canadensis (American beaver)
Lineage: Eukaryota; Metazoa; Chordata; Mammalia; Rodentia; Castoridae
Gene: Fis1
Product: fission, mitochondrial 1
Biological process (GO): mitochondrial fission; mitochondrial fragmentation involved in apoptotic process; peroxisome fission
Cellular component (GO): peroxisomal membrane; mitochondrial outer membrane
Molecular function (GO): protein binding
Source: RefSeq, a predicted model, not a curated record